Amorphotheca resinae ATCC 22711 is the source of this 180-nucleotide messenger RNA. RefSeq lists its product as hypothetical. NCBI's taxonomy places the organism in Eukaryota, Fungi, Ascomycota, Leotiomycetes, Helotiales, Amorphothecaceae. The transcript has a single exon. The record is from RefSeq and is a predicted model, not a curated record. The coding region runs from base 20 to 178 and encodes 52 amino acids.
UUUAUAUCCACAAACGCCAAUGACCCCUCAAGCCAUUCAUGACUUCUCUGUCCGAAGCCAGAGAUCCAGCACGUUCCUAGUCACGACCACGCAAGGUAAUAGAGAAGGACACAUAUGGGCUCCUCCGCCCAAGCCUCCAGACCGCCUUCAUAUCCCCAUCCAUGUUCAUCAUCUCUAGAA